Messenger RNA from Caenorhabditis remanei, 1461 nucleotides. RefSeq lists its product as uncharacterized. The transcript has 9 exons. NCBI's taxonomy places the organism in Eukaryota, Metazoa, Nematoda, Chromadorea, Rhabditida, Rhabditidae. The record is from RefSeq and is a predicted model, not a curated record. Bases 1 to 1461 code for a protein of 486 amino acids.
AUGGCUGAAAUUCCACCAGAAGAGCAAUACGAGACGGAUACAAUCUUCUCGCAAGAAGGAGAUCUUCCAGAUUCAUACCUUCAAACAAAACUGCGCGAUGUGGAAUCCGAUACGGAAGUGUUUUCGGAUGGAGAGAGUAAUUUGAAAAGCGAACAAUUCCUCACUGUCGAUCUCCCAUCACCAACUACAAAAGUCGACAGCGAUUCGUUCAAAAAACUUGUCGAAAACUCAAAAUUCGUAUGGGGAAGUGGAAAUAAUGCGACGCCGUCGUCGGAAUUCGAUAGAAUAGUGUUCCAGGACGAUGAGUAUGAUAUUACUCAGGAUAGUUUCAGAUAUGGAAGAGUAACCGCCGGUCCGAGUUACAACUUGGUAACCGGGAAAAUGCCACAAGAAAUCCUUGAAAAAGUGAAAGAGAAAGACGAUGAGAUGAUCGAGACGGUGACAGAGGACGAAACGACACAUUUAAUCACAACGGAAGUGAAGAUUUCAUUGAAUUCUGGAGAUGGGGAUUGUUCUGGAGAGAGAUUCAGUGUAUUCGAUGGGUUGUAUGAUAGUCAGAUGCCCAAAUUCUUCAAGUAUCGAGACGCGUUUCCGGAAAUUCACGGAAUCUGGACUCUCCUCUUCGAUCAAGAACACUAUGGAGACAUGUCGACAUUCGAACUCCAAGCAUCGAUUUGUGCUGCAUUGAAUUCAAAACAUCAUCUGAUUAUAUGUAUUGGAGUGGAUAAAUACAAUACGGUCACUGGUGUCGAGAUGUCUGCAACCGAACGUGUUGUGUUCAGAAUGGCGUUGACGAGAGCUGUCGCUGGAGAAUUCCAGCCGCCGCUUAUUAAAGUGCCCCCGAAACAAUUGACCGGUGUCUCCCCAAUGAAACGCGACGUCUCCGAGAUGACUUCUAACAUCGACGUCAUGUUUAUCCCGGUGCUCGGAGGGGGCUCGACGGGCAGUGGAGACUCCGCCCCCUCGAGAUUCCUGGUCGUUGUUCGUGUGAAAGAGUUGACCGAGAAGUUGUAUCAGUUGUCUUCCGGUCGAAUUUAUGUGGAAGAGAAUGGCCGUGUCGUCGAGUUGGCCAAUGUUAAUGAGGCGUUCCAUAAUCUGAUUAUUAACAAAGAGACUCCAUCGAUCGGAAGUUUGUUCAUGAUUGAACCGGAACCGUUUAUAGAGGAUACUCAAUUGGAAAUUGAUGAGUACUCUAGUAGUGAAGAGGAAGACGAGAUUUGUGAAGUGAAGAAGGAUUCAGAAGGCGUUCCAAGCAAAAUUGAGGCGGUCGUUCAAGAAAUUGUUAUUCCGGAAGAAUCUCCCGCCACUAGUACCAAUAACCAAAUCGUCGCGAGACUCUCGUCAGCCACCGAAUCGAUUCUCUCUCGUCUCGACAGUCCACGCGUUCAGAAUUUCGGAUGGCUUCUCUUCGCCACCGCCGUCGUUUAUAGUGUCUAUCAGGCGGCCAGAACUAAAUUCUAA